AUGGCUGGAGUUGGAGGUGUUGUUCAGGCUUCGCAUUCUGGUUCAAGCCCUCCAAUGGGUAUUUCGGAUGUCACAGAUUCCGGAGCUUUUGCAAAUAUUGAUGUCUUAGAUCCCAAUUAUAAGCUGCGUAGCAUUGAUAAUUUUCAUGUAGAGAUAUUGCUAGAUAGUACCAAAUGUUAUGGAUUAAGAAUUGGUGAAGUACCUAUCUUUACGACUGCUAAUCUCGGUUACUAUUUUACUUAUGGUGGUCCUGGGGAAAUUCUUGUGGAAUCUGAUAUUUGCAUGUAUAAUCUUUAA
This is a messenger RNA of Microthlaspi erraticum, 297 nucleotides long. NCBI's taxonomy places the organism in Eukaryota, Viridiplantae, Streptophyta, Magnoliopsida, Brassicales, Brassicaceae. The record is from the annotation of a GenBank genome assembly.